Cryptosporidium ubiquitum is the source of this 2325-nucleotide messenger RNA. Its product is annotated as splicing factor U2AF like auxilary factor. The coding region runs from base 1 to 2325 and encodes 774 amino acids. Gene Ontology annotation, molecular function: RNA binding. The record is from RefSeq and is a predicted model, not a curated record. The transcript has 2 exons. Lineage: Eukaryota; Apicomplexa; Conoidasida; Eucoccidiorida; Cryptosporidiidae.
AUGAGUCCAGCUGAAUCAUCUGUUUGCAGAAAUGAUGAUCAUUCUUUUCAAAGUUUUAGUAGUCGAAAAUACCGUAGAGAGAAGGAAUCUGCUGAAAUUAGAGCUGAAAUGAAUAUUAAAAGUAAUCAAAGAAGAGGAGAUUUCUCUUUUAAAGAAGGAAGCUUUAGUUCUCCUUUUAUUUCCAGAUCAAGUUCAAAUUCCUCUAAUGGAAAAAGAUACAGCCCAGCCAAAGUAAAUACAAGGUUUAAAUUCAAAUCAGUCUCAAGAUCUAGAUCCAAAUCCAGCUCAAAAUAUGGCUAUCGCUCUGAAUCUAUGUCAUUGUCAGAUUCAAGAUCUAGAUCAAGGUCAAAUCAAAGGAGAAGGUCAAAACAAGGACAUAAUAGAAUUUCAAAAGAAAGAGGAAGAUCUAAAGAAAGAGUUAGAAGAAGUUAUGAAUCUAGUCCGGGAGAGUAUUUAGAUAAUUACUAUUGUAGCCAAGAUGAAGACAGUCCCUCUCGUUUAAGAAGUUACGAAACAAGGUCAAGAAGAUUUCAAAAUUCAAGAUCUGUCUCAAGUUCGGUAGAUAGAUCAAGUUACAAAGGAAGAACUUACCAAAGAUCUGACUUAAGCUACCUUAAAAACAAUCCAAAAAAUCAAUUCAACUUUGAAAUUAGCAAAAUUACUGAUAGAGAACACAGUUUAAAAAAUAUAACAACUUCUUACUCCAAAUCUCUUCCUGGGUCUCGAAGUACAAGUAGGAGUAGGAACAGAAGCAGAAGUGUGGAAAAGAAUAGAAGCGGGAGUAGAACCAGAGGAAGAAACAGAAGUAGAGACAAAAUUAGGUACAGAGAUAGAGGCUGGAGCAGAAGUAGAAGUAAAAGUAAAAGUAAAAGUAGAAGCAGAAGUGCAAGUGUUACAAGAUCAAAACCUCUUUCCAAACAAAAAUACAUCUCCAGAUCUCAAUCAAAGCCCAAAUCUAAAUCUAAGCUUAGAUCUAGAUCCAGGUCAGGCUCCAGCUUAGAUGAAAUAUCUGUUUCAAACUCAAUAAGCAAAAGUGCUCGACACAGAUCAGAGUAUUACAGGAAUGAAGAUAGCUAUGAACAAGAUUAUGAUCAUGAUCACGAAUAUGGAAAAAACACUAGUGGUUAUAACUACAGUAGUGGGUAUCUUAAUAGACAAAGUCAUGCAUAUAGUUAUGGCCAUAGUAACAGUUACUAUAACGACUAUGAUAAAGGAGGAUACAACUACGGUGACAGGAACUGGAAAAAUUACCAAAACUCAAGAUAUUCAAAUAAGUAUCGAGAUAGAAAUGAAAGUUAUGCACAAAGAUCAUUUUCAGAAGAAAGAGAAAGGUCAAGAGAAAGAGAAAGAAGAAGAAGAAGGAUGCAAGCAGAAUGUAUUAAAAAGGCUGGUGGAUUCCAAAAGCUUGCUCAAAGUGAGGGAAAAGAACCUACUCCUGUAUUUUAUGAUGGUUUCCAAUGGGUAGCAAAGACAGGAAGUACAGCAUCCAUGGAUCCAGCUACCAUGAAUAAUACUAGGAGAUUUAGGAGACUUUAUUUUGGCAACUUACCCUUAAAUUUAGGUCUCACUGAGUCAAACUUCCAACAAAUUGUUUGGCAAGAAAUGGCUUUAAGAGGACUCUGUUUGAAUCCCAAUGAAAAUCCUAUCUUAUGUGUUUGGUUUGCACAAAAGAAAGGUAACUAUGGCUUUAUUGAAUUCAGAACUGUAGAAGAAACUGAAAAAGCUCUUCAAUUAGAUGGAUUUGCCUGUAUGGGAUCCAAAAUUAAAGUCUCCAGACCUAAUGACUAUUCUCAGGCCCUUUUAUCAUCUUCUGGAAGUACACAAACACCAUGUUUAUCAUUAUUCAAUCCAAACAAUAUGUUAAAUUAUCAUCCAAUCAUUGCUGGAACAAUUACAAAAGAUAAUGCUAUGGCUUUAGGACAACAAGCAGCAUUACAAUUAUUAUUCUCCAUAGAAGAUACAUACCCUUUAGGUACCCUAAAUUUAGAUUCAAAAGUUAUCAGGAUCUCAAAUGUUUUAGAUCAUUCCCUAAUUCAAGAUCCUGAUCAAUGUCAAAAAAUUAAACAAGAUUUUUGUUCUGGGAUUGAAUAUAAAGACUCUAUUCUCUCCUCUAAGAUUAUCACCAUUGAUGAUAUCUCUAGAUUAUGUCAAGAACUUGCUGAAAGAGAUAUCCAGUUGGAACCUGCUGAUAUCCUCUUAGAGUUUGAUUCUAGUUCAAGCCUUCAAUUAAGUGUAUCUGCUAUGUCUAUAGCAAAAUAUGAUCAUAAGAUUCCGAAGAUGAAUUUCUUUGAUGAAAAUUUCUAUCAUAGUCAUCUAAAAAGAUGA